Molecule: messenger RNA, 1021 nt
Organism: Botrytis porri
Lineage: Eukaryota; Fungi; Ascomycota; Leotiomycetes; Helotiales; Sclerotiniaceae
Exons: 2
Coding region: 207-902 (231 amino acids)
Source: RefSeq, a predicted model, not a curated record
CCCUUCUCAUCUUUUGGAAUAAAACACUUACAAUUUUCUUCAUUGUUUGUUGCAAUGCAAGUUUCGUUUUAGUCAUUCUUUUGUGUCCUUCUUUUCGUAGUCACUCAUUUUGAACAAACGUCUCUAUCUUACAAUAAUACAGCAUUUGCUGUCGUCUUCUUAAAUCUUUUACAAAAAUACCACUUUUCUUUGAUCGGUUCCUGACCAUGGAACAUUAUCUCACCUUUCUUCUGGCACUUGCGAGCGCUGCAUUAGCAGUAGGCGAUCCAGCCAGCUCUUCCGUUGUAGCAGCAGCCCCAGCAGCAGGGACACCGGUUGCCAUAACCCCCCAUCCAUUUUUUGGCAGCUCAAUCGGAGUUCUUGGGUGUAUGAUUAACACUAAUCGUGUUGCAUACUGGCCUACUUGGCCUGACUGCGGCGCUAGCAUAUGCGUGCAGGUAUCUUACGGUAGACGGUCCGUCAACUUGCUCCAUAUCGACCAUUCAGGUGGAGCACACGACAUAUCUUAUGAUGCCUGGAAUUACCUUUACACGGGACAGUCUGCUACGGUAAACCCGGAACAAGGAGGCGGUAUAUUCGCUACAUAUACCACGCAGCCCAUGUCGGCUUGCUCGGAUUUGAUUUUGUCUCCAGAUAAGAAACUACCAUUCUCCGCCGCAAACUCGAUGAACUACAUUUCAAACUGCACACUUGCAGGGUCAAAUUGGAUUUCCCAGAAUAGCGGACUGUGGAACAUUGCAACAAGUUCUUGUACACUCGGAAUAGAUGAAGAAUGCACAUUAGACUUGAAGACAAGCAACGACCCCGUCUGUCCAUCCAAGUUGGGCUUACAGACACCGUUGACUUCAAUGCCGGUUUUUGAUUUGGAAUACGGCACCGGAAGACCAGUUUUAGCUUUAUGAACAGGAAACAGACAGUCGAGAGGAGAAGAGGGUGAAGAUCAGCCGAAUAGGUUCGAAAGAUGUAUCAUCGUUCAGUCAAUAUCGACUAGACUUGGAGAGCAAAGGAUUGAUUUAAAGUU